Messenger RNA from Colossoma macropomum (tambaqui), 1609 nucleotides. RefSeq names its product gap junction protein alpha 1a (gene gja1a). Gene Ontology annotation, cellular component: connexin complex. NCBI's taxonomy places the organism in Eukaryota, Metazoa, Chordata, Actinopteri, Characiformes, Serrasalmidae. The coding region runs from base 324 to 1403 and encodes 359 amino acids. The record is from RefSeq and is a predicted model, not a curated record. The transcript is spliced from 2 exons. Gene Ontology annotation, biological process: cell communication.
GCUCUCAGAUGGAUGUAAAGCGGCACAUUUAGGGCCUGAAGUCCACCAAAAAACUCUGGACAAACACACUUUCUUUAGUUCUGACCUUUUGGAGACGAUAUAUCAUGAUAUUGGGACUUCAUUUUUGAUGAAACUGACAAGAGAGGAAAGUUCAGCAUCUUAAAGGGGAUUUUAGAGUUCGGCCAGGAGGAGAAGAAAGGAAGAGCAGCGUUUGAGCAGACAACAUUUGAAUAUUUUGAGUGUUCUUGAUGAAUUUGCUCUUAUCCUGAAGGCCACACCGAGUCCCCUGUUGGAGAACCCAGAACUUAUCUCAGUUCCUCAUCAUGGGAGACUGGAGUGCCUUGGCGAAGCUGCUAGAUAAGGUCCAGGCGCACUCCACAGCUGGAGGCAAGCUGUGGCUUUCUGUUCUCUUCAUCUUCAGGAUCCUGGUGCUGGGCACGGCUGUGGAAUCGGCCUGGGGGGACGAGCAGUCCGCCUUUGAGUGCAACACCCAGCAGCCUGGCUGCGAGAACGUCUGCUACGACAAAUCCUUCCCCAUCUCCCACGUGCGCUUCUGGGUGCUCCAGAUCAUCUUCGUUUCUGUGCCGACCUUGCUCUACCUCAGCCAUGUGAUCUACCUCAUGCACAAGGAGGAGAAGCUGAAGAGGAAAGAAGAGAGGCUGAGGGCCGUCCAGAGCAAAGGAGAGGACACGGAUGCCAAACUGAAGAAAAUCGAAACCAAGAAGUUCAAGUAUGGUUUGGAGGAACCUGGCAAGAUCAAAAUGAGAGGAGGCUUGUUUUAUACUUACAUAAUUAGCAUUGUGCUCAAGUCUGUCUUUGAGGUUGGGUUCUUGCUAGUACAGUGGUACCUUUAUGGGUUCCGGUUGUCUGCGGUUUACACAUGCGAGAGGUUCCCCUGCCCGCAUAAAGUGGACUGCUUCCUCUCGCGGCCCACGGAGAAGACCGUCUUUAUCCUCUUCAUGCUGGUGGUGUCCCUGAUAUCGCUUGGUCUGAAUGUCUUUGAGUUUUUCUACGCCGUCUUCAAGAGGAUGAAGGAUCAGAUAAAAGAAUCAGAGAAGCAGUUUGCCAGCCACAGCAACAUCACGCCUUGCCCUGGCGACAUGUCCAGCUACGGCUACUACAACCACUGCUCGGCUCCGGCUUCGAACCUGGGCUACAACCUGGACGGGGCAGAGAAAUCGAACUCCUCAGACAAUUUUGACAAACAAGCCAACGAGCAGAACUGGACGAAUUACAGCACGGAGCAAAAUCAGCUGGGCCAGAGAGAAUUCUGCCAGUCCCAGCCGUUCGCAUAUCCAGAGAAAAUGACUCUGGGAAAAGAUCUCAUGCUCCUCAAGCAGAUUGACCCUCGACCCCACAGUCGCUCCAGCAGUCGGGCAAGGCCUGAUGACCUGGACAUCUAAGAGCAGCCACUUUACAGCCGCAGGCUUUAACAUUUAAGGGGCCCAUGUCCUACGUUAUCCCCCCCCAGAGAUCCAUUUAGGGGGUUUAUGUACCAAAAACGUAAUUCGCUCUUACAUGAUCAUUCCCAGCCUCCCUUUAUUCCCUUUAAGUUAAAUAGGCUGUUUUUGUCACUGACUGGUAUAUGUAAAUUAGCUGCAUUCUGAUU